GGGUCGAAUCCGAGGUCUAGCCGCCGGUCUACACCACAACCAUAUCUACACCACAGUCAUAGCAACCACAGAUUCCAGCCCGGUCUGCGACUUGACUUACACCACAGCUCAGGGGCAGCGCGGGAUCCUUAACCCACUUGAGUGAGGCCAGGGAUGGAACCCGCAUCCUCAUGGAUGCUAGUUGGGUUCGUGACCGCUGAGCCACGACGGGAACUGCCCGGUCCUCUUCGACUCCAGUUCUGUGUUUCUUUCUUGUGACCCUGCAUGUGUGUUCUUCUGUCAAGCUGGACGAGAUCUUCAGUUCCCAGAAGAGCUGGAGCAUCUUCUUUGGACCUAGGUGGGGAAAGAAGAGCUGGCUGUGACCUUUUCCCUGUCCUGGAGGCCCCCAGCCUUGAGCUGAAUGGCAGCACCCCCGCUGGGCCGUCUGGUGCUGACCCACCUUCUGGUAGCCCUCUUUGGCAUGGGCUCAUGGGCAGCCAUCAACGGGAUCUGGGUGGAGCUGCCUGUUGUGGUGAAAGUCCUUCCAGAGGGAUGGAGUCUCCCCUCGUACCUCUCUGUGCUCGUGGCACUGGGAAACCUGGGCCUGCUGGUGGUGACCCUGUGGAGGCGGCUGGCCCCGGGCAAGGGCGAGCGGGCCCCCAUCCAGGUGGUGCAGGCACUGAGUGUGGUGGGCACAGCCCUGCUGGCCCCACUGUGGCAAGUGGUGGCAGGACAGGUGCACUCCGUGGCCUUCCUGGCCCUGACCUUUGUGUUGGCGCUGGCCUGCUGCGCCUCCAACGUCACUUAUCUGCCCUUCCUGAGCCGCUUGCCGCCUCCCUUCUUGCGUUCCUUCUUCCUGGGUCAGGGCCUCAGUGCCCUGCUGCCCUGUGUGCUGGCCCUAGGACAGGGUGUGGGCCGCCUCGAGUGCCCGCCGGCUCCCGCCAAUGGCACCCCAGGCCCCCCCCUGGACUUCCCAGAGCGUUUUUCUGCCAGCGCCUUCUUUGGGGCCUUGACUGCCCUACUGGUCAUUUCAGCUGCCGCCUUCCAGGGCCUCCUGCUGUUGUUACCAUCACUGGCAUCUAUCCCCACAGAGGGCCCAGGGACUGGCCUGCGGGGGGGCGCCCCAGGAGUGGAGGAGGAGGAAGAGGAAGAGGCCUCGCCGCUGCAAGAGCCACCUAGUCAGGCAGCAGGCAACACCCCCAGCCCAGACCCUGCAGCCCAUCGGCUGCUCUCCGCCCGUGGUGCCUGCCUGCUGGGCCUGCUGGCCACCACCAGUGCUCUGACCAACGGCGUGUUGCCUGCCGUGCAGAGCUACUCGAGCUUGCCCUAUGGGCGCUUGGCCUACCACUUGGCCGUGGUGCUGGGAAGUGCCGCCAACCCCCUCGCCUGCUUCCUGGCCAUGGGCAUUCUAUGCAGGUCCCUGGCAGGGCUGGGUGGUCUCUCUCUGCUUGGCACACUCUUUGGGGCCUACCUGAUGGCACUGGCAAUCCUGAGCCCCUGCCCACCCCUGGUGGGCACCUCUGCAGGGGUGGUCCUUGUGGUGGUGUUGUGGGCUCUGUGUCUGGGCGUGUUCUCGUACGUGAAGGUGGCUGCCAGCUCCCUGCUGCAUGGGGGCGGCCCGCCGGCAUUGUUGGCAGCUGGCGUGGCCAUCCAGGUGGGCUCCCUGCUCGGUGCUGUCACCAUGUUCCCGCCCACCAGCAUCUACCGCGUGUUCCAGAGCAGGAAGGACUGUGUGGACCCCUGUGGACCCUGAGUCGGGGCGGGGACUUCACUCCACCCCACCCCCACCCCCGCGUCUUCGGGUUGGGGCUGCCGCAGUGCCUGUCUGCCCACGGCCCCGGGAGGCCCGGCCCACACGCGGCCAGUCCGGGACCCCUGCACACUCCACGGGAGAGCCUGGGGCACAGGGCAGGCUCAGAGCCAGGGCCCGGCCGGGGACUCUGUGCGGUUUGUACAAUAAAGCACUUGGCUUCCGUCAUUGGAUUCAA
This is a messenger RNA of Phacochoerus africanus (Common warthog), 1967 nucleotides long. It is a transcript of the gene SLC52A2, whose product is annotated as solute carrier family 52 member 2. NCBI's taxonomy places the organism in Eukaryota, Metazoa, Chordata, Mammalia, Artiodactyla, Suidae. Gene Ontology annotation, biological process: riboflavin transport. The transcript has 4 exons. Gene Ontology annotation, molecular function: riboflavin transmembrane transporter activity. Gene Ontology annotation, cellular component: plasma membrane. The coding region runs from base 401 to 1732 and encodes 443 amino acids. The record is from RefSeq and is a predicted model, not a curated record.